This is a messenger RNA of Paecilomyces variotii, 1319 nucleotides long. RefSeq lists its product as hypothetical. The record is from RefSeq and is a predicted model, not a curated record. NCBI's taxonomy places the organism in Eukaryota, Fungi, Ascomycota, Eurotiomycetes, Eurotiales, Thermoascaceae. The transcript is spliced from 2 exons. Bases 37 to 933 code for a protein of 298 amino acids.
GUCGAGCUAGAUUUAAAGGCGACGGCCCAUAACGAGAUGGCAAGCGUAAAGCUUUUCCCUAGUCCUCUCCUUCUGCGGACGUUCUCGUAUCAGCAUUCGAGAACGUCACUGCAUUCGUUUUCUCGCUUUCCCUCUGCGCCAUUCUCGCGAUGUUUCUCCAACACCUCACGACGGGCUGCAACGUCCAUCCCUUCGGCCCCAAAGCCUGCCACACGCCCUAAUAUUGCAGCGUCUACAGAAGAAACUCUGAAAUUUGCUGGAAGACGACCGGCUGGGUUCGGAAAGCUGGAGAGAAAGGUCGCAAAAGAGGGUCAAGUUGUACUCUACAAGGCGCCGUCGCAACGGACAUAUAUUCUGGGAGCGUAUGGAAUGGCGGCUUUCUGCUUCGCUUAUGCUGUGUAUAACUCGAAUAUCACGUUUCGAGAUCCCAAGGUUCCAUUGCCCGUAUGGCAGAAGUCGCUCUUUGGUGGUGUAUGCAUUAUCAUGAGCAUCAUGGGAACGGUCUUCCUUUUCAAGACGAACCGACUGGUCAAGACGAUCACCGCCGUUAACUCAAACGGAAAGACUAUGGUUCGGUUUACCGUCCGCAACUUCAUCCCUUUCCGGAAACCCGUCGAGUUCGACGCAGUGCCUCGCCAGAUUGUGUUUUCACGUCGAGUGGUGGUCAGUCCUGAGUCCAUUGGCCCCGAUGCGGCGGACAGAUCAGCACGGAAUGAGGCUGUCUCGAAAGUGAGCUUCUUCAGAGCUCCAUUCAAGAAGAUCAGCUUCGUCCUCUGGAGGGCAUUUUGCUCUGUACGACGGCUUUUCACGCAGGAGGGGUUCGUUCUUAUUGAAGUAGAGGGCCGAAAAGGUGACUUGAGAAUGGAUCUAGAGGGCUUUAUCUCUAAUGACCUGUUCCUGGUGGGAAAUCCUGUCCAUGUGAAGUUUUCAUAAUCUGGUUCGCUGGGCGUACCCCUCGGGGUUAAGCAUCAUGGCAUUGAACAGUCUUGUUUGUUUACUCUUACUCCCGCUGUUUAAAUACUAUUCUUUCUUCUCUGGCUCUUGUUUUCCUUCUCUUCGUAAUUGCCGUUGUAGAUGCGCGCCCUUUUCCCCAGGACUUUCCGCUCUCUCCGCUAAGCAGGACUAUUCGUUGUGAGGUCACCGGUGCUAUCUGAGUUCUUGUCAGGUGGUUCUGCUCUCGUGAUAUGUUGUGAUCUCUCAUCAUAUGUUAACGGUUGAUCUGCUUUUGUCGAAUAUAUUUGACUGGAUGGUGAAGUCUAAAUACAAAGUUAGAUCCUUCACGAUUCGAUAUACUAGGACAUGACCUGGCGGUAUUAAAU